AUGAUUAACCGUACUAGCAAUGGGAGUCACAAAUGCCCGGCGCCUCUCACGCACUUGGCCCCUGAAACGCUCGAAAUCGUUGCCGCUAUUUUCGACCUCACUCUUGCGUCUGAAGAGCAGGCCGAGCUGUCGAGGCAUCGCCUCUGCUUGAAAGAUCUUUCAGCGGCAUUCCGUGACCUUGACAAGAAUGGAGACGGGUACAUUACGGCUGCCGAGUUCUCAGCUUCCCUAAGGGCUCAUGGGUUUUGCCCCUCAGAGGCUGAGCUCAAUGCGCUGGUCAACCGUUACGACAAGAACGGAGACAGCAAAGUUUCUUACGCAGAGUUUGUCAACGCGAUCGGACGCACAAGAUGUCCGCUGGAGAGCUGCAUGCUCAAGCAACUCGUGACAUUAAGGCGGCUUACCUCUUGCUUUCAGCUGCCGCAGCGACUCGGGCAGCCGCUAACUACCCAAGGAUAA
This is a messenger RNA of Eimeria acervulina, 459 nucleotides long. Its product is annotated as EF hand domain-containing protein, putative. Gene Ontology annotation, molecular function: calcium ion binding. The transcript is spliced from 4 exons. The record is from RefSeq and is a predicted model, not a curated record. Bases 1 to 459 code for a protein of 152 amino acids. Lineage: Eukaryota; Apicomplexa; Conoidasida; Eucoccidiorida; Eimeriidae.